This is a messenger RNA of Dictyostelium discoideum AX4, 3525 nucleotides long. RefSeq lists its product as hypothetical. The record is from RefSeq and is a predicted model, not a curated record. NCBI's taxonomy places the organism in Eukaryota, Evosea, Eumycetozoa, Dictyosteliales, Dictyosteliaceae. The transcript has a single exon. The coding region runs from base 1 to 3525 and encodes 1174 amino acids.
AUGGAUAAUUCAAAAUUAUUUUUUACAAUAUAUAGAAAUAAAUUUAUUAGAUCUAUAAUAUGGAAAUUUGUUAAACAAAUUAUAGAAAAUAAAAAAAAUCUUGUUGAAGGUGAUAGUAAAUUAACAUUUUCAAGGAAAUAUAAAGAUAUUCAUCAAGUUGUAUGGAUUGUAAAUCAUAACCAUUUAGGAUUAUUAAAAAGUAAAUUAGAAAACAAUGAAUAUCUUUCAUUUGAUUCAGAUUCAUUCAAUUAUUCAAUAUUAUUAAAAGUUAUUGAUGAAUGUACAUUUGAUUUACUCUAUAAUAGAUAUCGUGAUGAGUUUAAAAAUUUCUCAGAUUCAUUAAUUGCAACAUCAAUUAGAUAUGGAAAUACUGGUGCAUUAAAAGUAUUAUUAAAAGAUAAAGAGUUAUAUGAAUUACAUAAUAUUAGCAAUUCAGCAUUAAUAAAUAAAAUCAAUAAUAGUAAAUUUAAAAUCAAUGGUACAACUUCAGAUAUAAAUGAAAAAAUAUUUAAGAUUAAAAUGAUAGAUUUGGCAAUUAGAUCUGGUAAAACUGAAACAAUUGAUUUCUUACUUCAAUUCUUGGAAGAAAAACAAAAACAACUUGAUGAAAUUGAUUCAAAAAAAGAAAUUGAUCCUGAUAGAUUCCCAUUAUCAAAAUCAUCUGUAAAACAAUUAGUUUCUGAAACUAAUAAUGAAAUUAAAUCAGUUUAUGAUUAUAGUAAUAGUAGCAGUAGUAAUGGUAAUGGUGAUAUUGAACCAACUAAAAUUAGUAUUGAAAAGAAGUCGUUGAUUGAAUUACAUUUUACAGAGAAAGAUUUAUUAUCAAAUUGUUUUAAAGCACCAUUUAAUCAAAUUAAAACUACAAUUCAAUAUUUAUUUUUUCAAAAUAAUAGACUACCAUUUAGUAUUGAAAAUAUAUCAUUAGAAUAUUAUCCAACUUGUUUAGUUAAAUUUUUAGAUGCAUUCAAUAUGACAAAUUUUAAACAAUUAACCUUCUUUUUAGAGAAUAAUUUAAUAAAAUAUGAUAAAAAUGAUUUUAUAGAAUUGGUAAAUUCUUUUAGUUUCUUUUCAAAUGAUAUCAAUCCAUCGAUUGCAUUUGAUUAUUUACAAAAGUUUACAUAUAUAUAUGAAAAUUAUUAUUGUUUAGAGAAUAAAUAUAUUGAAAAUUGUGAACCAUUACAUCAUUCAUUACAAUUUAUAUCAUCACUUGUCAAUUCAAUUAAUGAUCCUUUAAUAAUUGAAAAUUUAUUAAAAACAACACAUACUGUUAAAAUUGAUUUUUUAAAAAAGGAUCAACCUCUUGAAAUUAAUGGGUCUGAACCUAAAACUUGGUGUACUUAUGAUAUGUCAACAAGAGCAUCUUUUAUUGCAAAAAAUCAUAGAAACAAUAAUAAUAUUAAUAUUAAAAAUAAUAAUAAUAAUAAUAAUGAUAAAGAUAAAACUAAUAAUAAUGUAAAUAAUGUUGAAAAUAGUAUAAAUGAAGAGAAUGAUGGAAAUAAUAAUAAUAAUACUAAUGAUUUUAAUAAUCAAGAAUUUUUAAUUAUUAAUAUUAAUAAUGAUGAUAAUUAUAAAAUUAUUAAUUUUAAUAAUAUCAAAAUUGAAAAUAGAGUGAUGAAUAGAAUUAUAACAAUUUAUAUGUAUAGUUUCUUCUAUCCAUUAAUAUUUUUAUUUCAACAAGCAAAGAUUGAUAUUACAGUUAAUAAAUUUUUAAUAUUAAAGAAUGAUUUAUCAAUUUUAUCAGAAGCAAAUUCAAUAAUUAAUAAAUUUAAAAAAGUGGAAAAAGUAACUUUAAAAUAUAUUGCAUUUAAAGAGAUCUUUAUAUCAUCUUUAGAGACUGCUAAUAUUGAACCAUUGAAAGAAAUAGCAGCAAUUAGUAAAACAGUAAAGGAUGAAAGUUAUAUUAAAGAAUAUGCAAGUUUAUUUACUUUACCAACUGAUUUUAAGAUGUUUAAAUAUUUAAAUGGUGGUGGUGGUGGCAAUAGUUUAGAUACAUUAGAUUUUAAAAAAAAUUAUUUAAAUGAAUUUCUUUCUUUAACAAAGAAUGAUUCAUUCUUGGUUAAAUUUCAAACUUCAUUAUUGUUUUGUUGGUUAUCACAUGAAGAUUUAGAAGAAACUUCAUUUCAAUUAUUGGAAUUUUUAAAACCAAAAAUAACUUCAAAUAAUAUUGCAAAUAAAACUGAUCCUAAAACUUCAAUUCCCUAUAGAGCAGUUUCAUCUGGAAAUCAUUUGUUAACAGAGUUUUGUUUAUUGAAUUCCCAUUACUUUACAACUCAACAGUUACUUUUCUUGGCUGCAAUAAAUGGUAAACAUCAUAAUAUUAUGAGCCUUUUAUGUAAACAUCAAGUGACUGCUGAUGAAUUUUCAUUUUCAAGAGCCGUAGAAUUAAAUGAUCUAACUGCUAUAAUGAUACUAGUUGAAAAUAAAACUCCAUUUAGAGCUCAAGAUUUAUAUGUUUCUGCACAACAUAUUGAAAAUCCUGAUAUUUUCAGAUUCCUAGUAAUGAAUGUACCAAUUAUUGAUGAAUCAACAGGUGAACAAACUACAAAAUAUUUAGAUCUAAUUAAUUUCGCAGCAAAGAAUAAUAAAAUUAUAAUGGAUAUUUUAAAAGAGAAUAGUUUGGCAUUUGAAAGUGGUGUUUUUGGUGAUGUUGAUAGUUUAGAAAAUGGUUACCAUAAUUAUAAUUUAGUACUUGAAAAUUAUAAUAAAUUAAAUACAGUUCAAAUGUUUAGACAAAAUAAAUUAGAUAAAAUUAUUAAUUUCCUACUUGAUUAUAGUACUGGUGGUGGUGGUGUAGAUGAAAAUAUUGAAUAUGGCAAACAAGUAUUACUAAGACAUACAAAAUUACUUGGCGAAGCAAUUGAUUUUAAUCAAAUGGAUUUCCUUUAUCAAUUACUUGAUAUAUUUUAUAAAUCAAAAGUAUUUAAAAAAAACCACACUUCUGAUUUAACCAAUGAAGAAUUUAAUAACUUUGUAAUUCAUUGUGCAAAAAGUAAUCAUUACCAUGUUUUAAAUUAUCUUUUCAAAAAUCUUCAAUUAAAAUUAUUUGUGAAUGGAUUUUCAAGUGUUUUCUCUCAAUUAUCACUCAAUCAUAAUUAUUUAUCAAAGGAUAUUAUUCAAUUAUUAUUUGAUUGGAGUGUUUGGAGUGGUGGUUGUACUAUGUCAACAAUAUAUGAUGACCUUUUAAGCAUGUUGAUUGAAUCUGUUAGAUUACAAAAAUUUAGUUUAUUCAAAUUUAUUAAUGAAAACUUUUUAAAAUUUAAUUCUAUAACAAUGCCAAAACAAAUCAUUAAAAUUGUUAAACAACAUCAAAAUCCAAAUGUAAAUUUUAGGAAUUACUUAUUAUUUGAAAAAAAUGAAAAUGGUGAAACAUUAAUUGAUAUUUCAUCAUUCGAAUCAUAUGUUGUUGUUGAAAAUAUUAAAUUAAAUAUUCCAGAACCAAAAGUUGUAACAAUAAUUGAAAGAUUAAAAUAUAAAUUAAGUAGAUUAGAUAUUUUCCAUAUUUUUACAAGUAAAUAUCUCAACUAA